Rotaria sordida is the source of this 504-nucleotide messenger RNA. The record is from the annotation of a GenBank genome assembly. Lineage: Eukaryota; Metazoa; Rotifera; Eurotatoria; Philodinida; Philodinidae.
AUGAUUAGAAAUCUUUUCGUCCAAAUAAUACUUUCUUUAUCAACAAUAAACUAUACAAUCACCAUUCAUUCAAGAAAUAAUGGUACUAUCAUCAUCAUUAUCAAUGAUAAAUUUAUAAUAUAUGUCAUGGCGAUAAGAUUUGGUGUUAAAUCAUGUGUUUAUGUUGUACGAGAAAUGUUUUUUAUUUUUAUGUAUCUAAUUUUGCCACUUCUCACGUAUUUUUUGCAAUGUUAUCUUGCAAGUCAAGAGAAUGAUAAACGACGUUUUAUUGUGAAAUAUGAACGUUUACCGGAAGGUUUUCUUGGUGUUAUUAUUGCAAUAGAUGGUAUUAGAUCAAAUGAUCAAUUAUUUGAUUUUAUAAGUGCAAAAAUGACAAAAUUACUUGGUGUAGCAAUCGGUAUUGCUUCAUUUAUUGCAUCAUUUGUCGAUAUAUUUGAUUAUGCACAUUUUUUGAUAGCUGGCGGAACUCAUAUUGUUCUUUCUGGCUGUUUAUGUUUUUUUUAA